Perkinsus marinus ATCC 50983 is the source of this 784-nucleotide messenger RNA. RefSeq names its product DEAD box ATP-dependent RNA helicase, putative. Lineage: Eukaryota; Perkinsozoa; Perkinsida; Perkinsidae. The transcript has 8 exons. The annotation marks the transcript as partial. The record is from RefSeq and is a predicted model, not a curated record.
AUGGACGCUCCUGAUACCGCAGACACCUACAUCCACCGUGUUGGGAGGACAGCACGCUUCGACAGGAACGGCAAUGCUCUAAUGUUCGCAACUGAGGUCGAAGAAGCAUCCCUUCUACCCGAGCUCGCCCAGAAGAAGGUGGAUGUGCGUGUGACCUCCAUCAACAGGAGAAGGAUGUUCAAUAUCACUGGUAAAUUACAGAGUCUCCUGGCGUCAGAGCCUGACGUGAAGCACCUUGCUGUUAAAGCCACUCAAGUGUAUGCGAGGGCGGUAGCUCUGACUGGGAGGACUAGGCUUACAGAAGAUGAGGUGGCAGCCUAUGCUCACAGCCUGGGACUGCAUGAAGCCCCUCCGAUAACGUUGCCUACUCAAGAGGAAGUGACCAGUAGAAAGAAAAAGAAGAAUAUGUCUAAGCUGGAGCGGCUGAAGGAGAAGAUUCGACAAAAGAAGUUGGCUAAGAAACAGAAGGAGAUGAGUGGAGAGGUGGGGAAGGAUGAUGAUGAUGACGACGGGGGCUGGGGUCAGCUGGAGGAGGACCUACAAGACAAGAAAGCCACGAAGCUGUCCAAAUUCGAGCGCCGACAGAAGCGACAACAAGAGCUCUUCGCCACCCAAGGUCCGGAGGAUGAGGGAGCUGCUGCAGAGGAGGAUGAUGAUGACGAUGUGUUGGUUACUGUGAACAAGGAGGGUGAUGUCUCUGCUGUAGAGGAGGAACCUGCCACUCAAGCUGAGGCACGAGCUCGGGAUGCUGUUAAGAGGGGUCGACUGCGUGUUAGGAAGGACG